Molecule: messenger RNA, 2236 nt
Organism: Exophiala oligosperma
Lineage: Eukaryota; Fungi; Ascomycota; Eurotiomycetes; Chaetothyriales; Herpotrichiellaceae
Product: gamma-glutamyltransferase
Exons: 4
Coding region: 142-1917 (591 amino acids)
Source: RefSeq, a predicted model, not a curated record
GGCGAAACCUCGAAACCUCCCUAUACAGCUCAAGGGACCUUCUAGCCAUUCCAUAACACUGUGUCGGUCGCUGCAGGACAAUCCUGACGCAGGCAAUAUCUCAUCACCUUGCGUGUGGUUGACCAAGGCCAACUGCCCAUCAUGUAUCCGGCAUUUCAGUCAAGCGACAAACCCUUCGAACGGUAUCCAGCCCGCCGCAGUGCCGUCCAUAGCACAAAGGCCAUGGUAGCAUGCACGCAGCCUCUCGCGGCGCAAGCAGGGCAAAAGAUUCUCGCAUUGGGAGGCAACGCUGCAGACGCGGCGGUUGCAGUUGCUGCGGCACUGAACGUGACUGAACCGUCAUCAACCGGGCUGGGAGGCGACGCUUUCUGCCUCUUUUACAACGCCAAGUCGAAGACGGUGCAUGCCCUCAACGCCUCUGGUCGAAGCGCAAAGAACACCACUUUAGAGUCGGUGCGACAGGAAUUGGGUCAAUCCAAAGGCAAAGUCCCGUUUGGAAGCCCGCUCGCGGUCACCGUCCCAGGAGCAGCCGCCGGCUGGGUAGACGCGGUCGAGAAAUUUGGGAGCGGGAAGCUGACACUAGAACAAAUCCUUCUGCCGGCUAUCGAGUUGAGCGAGCAGGGAUUUCCGGUCAGCGAGAUCUCAGCAUCGAUGUGGAAGAACGGGGAGGCCAAACUCAAGGCAGCCUCUCCCUAUGGCGUGGAUCUCUUGCAGUCUGAUGGUACGGCACCCAAAUUAGGCCAUAUCUUCCGCAAUCCAAAUCUGGCAGAGACCUUGCGGAUUUUGGCUGCCGAGGGCAAAAAGGGAAUCUACACAGGCCGUAUAGCAAAGGCAAUCGUCGAUGUUUUGCAAGUCAAAGGCGCGCACAUGGAACUGUCCGAUCUUGAUGACUACUUGAACCAAGCACAGUCGGAGACCGUGCCAAUAUCCCUCCAGUUCAGAGGACAGGGUAUCGCGUCUCGCGGUCAAGAUCAUUUUGUAGAGCUGUGGGAACACCCUCCCAAUGGACAGGGUGUUGUGGCACUAAUGGCGCUCGGUAUCUUUGAAGAACUCGAACGGACCAAGCAAAUUCCCACCUUCACCAAAGAAGACCACAACUCAACCGAAUAUAUUCACGCCUUGGCCGAGUGUCUUCGCAUCGCAUUCGCCGACGUGAAUUGGUGGGUGACCGAUCCUGAACAGAGCCCCGUCAAACCCGUGGAGCUGGUAUCGCGCCCGUAUCUUGCGGAGCGCGCGAAGCUGUUCAACAAGGACAAUGCGGGCCACCAUGCUAAAGGACAGCCGUUUGGUGGCGUCAGUCCAGCUCAGAACCGCAGCGACACCGUUGUAUUUGCCGUGGUCGACGCAGAUGGCAACGGAAUGAGUAUCGUGAAUUCCAAUUUCAUGGAAUUCGGGUCCGGCAUAGUCCCUGAGGGUUGCGGAUUCGCACUGCAGAACCGUGGCGCAGGUUUCCAUCUCGGACCAGACAAUCACCCUAAUGUGUAUCGCGGCGGGAAGAGGCCAUACCACACCAUCAUCCCGUGCCUAGCGACGCAGGGCCCCAGUCGAGAUUUGCAUUCGGUCUUUGGCGUCAUGGGUGGGCUCAUGCAGCCCCAGGGCCACGUCCAAGUACUGCUGAAUCAGGAGGUGUUUGGCAUGAAUCCGCAGGAGGCCGUCGACGCGCCUAGGAUCUGUAUCGAAAACCCUAUGCCGCCGAAAUUAGAUAGCAUCGGGUCGUUAUUUCUCGAGGAGGGAAUCGACGAUAGUGUCGCAGAGGCUUUGAGGCAGAAGGGACACGAUGUGACAAUUCUCGAGGGCUGGUCGAGGAAUCGCUUCGGUCGAGGUCAGGCGAUCAGGGUGAGGGUCGAUGAGUCAGGGCAGAGGGUAUUGACUGGCGGCAGUGAUGGGAGAGGAGAUGGUCAGGCUGUGCCUGCUUGAACUUGUUCUCAUGGCCAAAUCUGAUAUUUCUGAGACCAUCAAUCAGCUGUUUAGUGACCUGCUCGAUGUGCAUAUCUGUACUAAAAGUCACACUUCAAGCCACAGUUCACUUGCCAAAAAAAAGCUGACAGGACGACCAAGGAAGUUCAUGAGCUCGCCAGCGAUGGAUCAUCCGAUUCGACGCAGAGCGAGUACAGAUACCACAGAACAUCGGACAAAUGUCAACAAAAUGUCAACGCUCUCAUUGAACAUCUGUUCCUAUCAUUAUACAACAAAAUGGCUAAAUGAUUCCAGGAUCGGACCUGGAUUUUAAUUUCCC